Molecule: messenger RNA, 1583 nt
Organism: Toxorhynchites rutilus septentrionalis
Lineage: Eukaryota; Metazoa; Arthropoda; Insecta; Diptera; Culicidae
Product: glucose-fructose oxidoreductase domain-containing protein 1
Exons: 2
Coding region: 167-1348 (393 amino acids)
Molecular function (GO): nucleotide binding
Source: RefSeq, a predicted model, not a curated record
ACAGUUAUUUGUUUUUAUUGUAUUUUUUCGCUGAAAAUACUGUUUGCGUACAGUUUACGCCUGUGUCAUUUUUUCUGCUACUGUUGUGAUAACGUGUCUUGAAUUUGCAUUUAUUCUACGAUCGUCAAUUAUAUCGCCGAUUGUUGAGUGAUAAACCUCUCCCACGAUGCUUCCCGGCAUUGGGAUGUUCGGUACCGGUGAAAUCACCAAAGUACUGGUACCUAUCCUCAGGGACAAGGGCUUCAACAUCGUAGCUAUUUGGGGCCGGACACUGAAGGAAGCUGAGGAAACAGCUCUCGAGCUGCAGAUUCCAUUCUUCACCAGUAAAAUUGACGACGUUCUGCUGCGAAAGGAUGUCGACCUGGUGUUCAUCACUUGCCCUCCGUAUCUUCACUCGCAAAUCUCGGUAAAAGCACUCGGGAUAGGAAAGCAUGUUGUCUGUGAUAAACCAAUGAGCCUAUUUCAAACCGAUGCCUUGAAAAUGGUGCGAGCUUGCCAGUAUUAUCCGUCGCUGAUAUCGAUUGUGAAUCACUCGUUGCGAUUCUUGCCAGCCGUUGUGCACAUGAAGAAAGCGAUACAGGAGGGCUACCUGGGCCAUCCAGAUAAACUAUCACUUAUUGAUGUUAAGGUCAGAAUGAGUUCCUUGUUUCAUAACAAAUUUGAUUGGCUUUGCGAUGAGACGAUGGGUGGAGGCGUACUGAAUCUAGUUGGCAGUCACGUAAUUGAUUUGGUCAAGUUCCUUACCGAACAGAAAGCUAUAAAGGUUCACGGGACUGUCCGGACGUACGUCAAGCAUAUAGGUCAAAUCAAUGGCAUUCGACAGAUCACUGCGCCAGAUUUCUGCACCUUCCAGAUGGAACUACAAAGUGGCACUUUGGUCACGGUGAACAUCAAUUGCCAUAUUUCGAACAAUACGUUCCAUCAAGAGGUAGUCGUUUAUGGCACAGAAGGACAUCUAACGGUAAGAGGUGGGGAUCUCGUUGGCCAUCGAGUGACUGGUGAUUCGGGAGCAAUAAAAGAGGAAAUGCUGUAUGUGGAUGUUCAGGAUCUACAAUUUUCCACAUCGGAAACGACACUGCCGCGACCUUACGUUAAGGGACUGUGUAAGAUGGUAGGUGCGCUGAGGGAUGCCUUCCAUCCGACGAAAGAGUCUACCGGGUGGAUUAAGGAACCAGUUCAAGCUGCUGCCACCUUUGAGGAUGGACUUUACGUUCAGGCUGUGCUGGACGCCAUUCGGAAAUCUAGCGAGGAGCGAUGCUGGGCAAAGGUAAAUGUUUCUUCGGAAUCUCCUACAAAUCAAAAGUUUCUAUCUGCGGCCAGAAUGGCAUCUGCGACUGCACUUCACUGAAGCGCUUAGAUUCGACACUAUACAGUAUUAGGACAUGUUGAGGUUUGUUUUUUUUUUCAUUUCAUACAGCCGUUAGAAAUAAGUUAUUAUUUAACUCUCAAUAAUCUAAUAAUAUGUGCGUGUUUUUACAAUGUAUUUUUUCUAUAUGUUAUAUGCUUUUAUUAAUUGUUCAAAGCCUUUUUGCUACAUGUUAUCUGUAUAUCUAAACACAAAUAUAUUCUUGUCUGACACCUAA